GUGUGUGGAAGCAGGCACCUGUUGCGGGCGAACUCGGAACAAACCUGAGCAGCGAGGACCGCACUGCUUGUGUCAUGCUUCCCCCUUGUGGCUGCCUCGGGAAGUUGCAUAACUGUGACGUCAAGUGGCGUCCAGGCCGUGAACUCACCAUCUCCUCCUCCCCAUAUUUGCAUUUUGUGUGUGAAACCGGAGAGACGAUAAAAGAACAAGCGGAAGCCUUUCGGUGCACACUCCUCCCCGAGCCGCACGAGUCACUUCAGCGCAGUGUGAAAACAUCCGCCAAGAUGUGUUGCGCAAGCUUUCUCAAACUGAUGAUGUUCAUCUUCAACGGCACCAUUUUUGUAGCGGGCGCCGCCGUCCUGGGGGUGGGCAUCUGGGUGAAGGUGGACAGCAGCUCCUUCAUGGGGAUACUGGACAGCGUGGAGGCCCUUCCGCCGGCGGUGUCGCAGGUGACCAACGUGGGCUACCUGCUCAUCGGCGUGGGCGCCGUGCUGCUGGUCAUCGGCUUUCUGGGCUGCUGCGGCGCCGUCAAGGAGAGCAGGUGCAUGCUGCUGACGUUCUUCAGUAUCGUGCUGAUUAUAUUCCUCAUCGAGGUGGCCGGUGCCGUGGUGGUGCUCGUUUUCAAGGACUUGGCGGGGCAGAUCUUUGACAGUCUCGAGGAAGAAGUCCAGAAAAACCUCGCCGACAAGUACGGAAGUGACGAGACCCUGACGUCGCUGUGGAACACAACCAUGGAAGGGUUCCAGUGCUGUGGAUACAAGAACUACACGGAUUUCAACGGCUCCCCCUUCCAAGCCCAAAGUGGAGGCUUCUUUUACCCGUCCCAGUGCUGCAACGGGACGUCCAUCAAGGACACGUGCAGCCGAUCGGCGGCGGAACUCGCCGCAGAACUGAAGCUGGUCGACGGCUGCUUCGACAAGCUGCUGCUGCUCAUUGAGGAAAACGCCGCGAUCAUUGCGGGCGUGGCUCUCGGAAUCGCCGCACUUGAGAUUGCUGCCAUGGUGGUUUCAAUGGUUCUCUACAAGCAGAUCGGCAACAAAGCAUGAUGAUGGUGAUGAUUUUUUUUUUUUUUUUUUUUUUUUAAUAAAGACAGAUGAUAACUGAGCUUGUCAGCUGUUCCCAAUGAGCGAAGGUGACCCGGCCAAAAGCGACAUUUCCAGUAGGUUCUCCAAAUGUGCAGCAAAAUGGAGCCGGUGUCUCCUCUCGGUUGAUUGUGAGGGAUUUAUUUAUGUUUUAAUGGCGGUCGGGAGCUGGCGUUGCGUCAUUGUGAAUGAAUCAGUUAGCGUGUAAUAUAAGAAAAGAAUCUUACCAAAGAAAAACAACAAAAAAAAAAAACGGCGCUUCCACACCCUUGCUAACGUGAUGUUUAUUUUUAUAUAUUUAAUCACCUAAAUAAAUAAAUGAGCGUUAAUGUUCAGUUGACAAA
Molecule: messenger RNA, 1426 nt
Organism: Syngnathoides biaculeatus (alligator pipefish)
Lineage: Eukaryota; Metazoa; Chordata; Actinopteri; Syngnathiformes; Syngnathidae
Product: tetraspanin-1-like
Exons: 9
Coding region: 75-1046 (323 amino acids)
Cellular component (GO): membrane
Source: RefSeq, a predicted model, not a curated record